AGGCUGUCAGGAGAGCUCGAGCAGUGGUCGCAGAGGACGCUGGAUGAGUUGAAGUGGAUAUCAAACCUGUACAAGUACGAGAACAAGGUGUACAGCCAGAAUGGGGAGGAUGGGGUGCUGAAGGAGGUUUUCUCUUUCCUGGGAUCAACGAACAAGUUUGCGGUUGAGUUUGGGUGUGAGGACGGUUCUGAGAUCAACACGAGGAUGCUGUGGGAGGAGCAAGGAUGGAGAGCUGUACUUCUCGACGGAGGGCACGAGAACACAUCCUUGCAUGCAAACGCUUCUCUGUUGAAGUGUUUCAUCACCAAGGAAAACAUCGUGGAGACGCUGAUAUCCCAGGGCGUUCCGAGACGCUUUGAUUUGCUUAGCAUCGACAUCGACUACAACGACUUCUGGGUACUUGACAGCCUCUUGAACUCCUUCUCUCCCCGUGUUGUGAUCGCAGAGGUCAACAGAAACUUCGAGUCCUCCGAGAGCUUCACGGUCCCCUACGACGCUGACAUGCACUGGACAGGAAGUCGCUUGGCAGGGUUUCCUCAUGGCACCUGCUACUACGGCAUGAGCGCCAGGGCCCUUGACAACCUAGCGAGGUUCCACGGGUACAGGAUGAUCUACAUGUUCGCCGAUGCCAUCAAUGCCAUAAUCGUCCGAAACGACCUGCUAAGUGAG
This is a messenger RNA of Guillardia theta CCMP2712, 669 nucleotides long. RefSeq lists its product as hypothetical. The annotation marks the transcript as partial. NCBI's taxonomy places the organism in Eukaryota, Cryptophyceae, Pyrenomonadales, Geminigeraceae. The transcript has a single exon. The record is from RefSeq and is a predicted model, not a curated record.